CCGCUAUGUUCUGGAGUACGCCGCUAUGUUCUCUGGUGGUGCAGUUCUAUCCAUGAAUGUGAUCAUCCAAAAGUUGAUGAAAAUCUUUGUCUUGGAAUAACAUCCAAACCAUACAAACUACAGUAUCUGGCCCAUUCAAAAAAGCAAAAUCAAUUUUGUUUAGUUAUGUAGCUGUGCAACACUGUCCAAAUAGGCCGUUGAGUGUAACCAAUUCUUUUUUUGCAGCGAUGAACUCUGUCAGGUGUUCCAGUAUAUGAAGAGAUUAAAAUGCCUCUGUGUUGUGGGGUGAUUUACCACUCACGUGUUGUUGCUUUCACCAUUGCAUACCAGGAGAGACCACUUUGGAUGUUACUCACCAAGCAGAGAGGCCCAUGGGAUAUGUUGUGUGGUUUUUGGUCUCUUUUAAUCAGAGCUGUAUUCCUCUCCCCCUUUCUCUCCCCUUCCCUCCAUCCCUCCUGUCCCCAUCCCGUUUUUAUGUCCCUGUUUCAGACAAGAAAGAGGAUUUGGUCAUCCCUCCUGUUGUCAUGCCAACGCCCGGGAAGCGGGGCAGGAAGAAGAAGUCGAUGAUGCAGAGGGCUGGCGCCAACCUCCCCCCAGGAAGUGAUGCAUUGAUUCUGGCACACCUGGCUGCUGGGGGGCAGCACCACACUGCCGACCAUUAUGACUUAUCAAAUGAUGAGGAUGAGCAUGGGAACAAAGAUGGGACCAAAUCAUACAGGUGCCGGAUGUGUGCYGUGACGUUCUUCAGCAAGUCGGACAUGCAGAUCCACGCCAAGUCUCACACGGAGGCCAAGCCGCACAAGUGCCCCCACUGCUCCAAAUCGUUCGCCAACUCCAGCUACCUGUCCCAGCACAUCCGCAUCCACAGCGGGGCCAAGCCCUACACCUGCUCCUUCUGCCAGAAAACAUUCAGGCAGCUCAGUCACUUACAGCAGCACACACGGUACUGCUGCCUCCCUGGCGUGUAUGUGUGUGAGUGUGUGUGUGGUGGUUGAUUUCAGGGAAUAGGUGACUGCAGAAUAUAGACUAUCACACAAGAUUGAAGGAUUGUUAGUAAAGACCAUCACUAUCACUACAAAUUCAGUGCUAGUGAUACCAAUGUACUUAUCUAUAUUUGGCUUUGAAUUUGACCAUUACAAUAUUAAUAACCACUUUGCAUUAGAUACAUAGGGUUUUAUUGCGACAAAUCAAAUGAGACAGUAUUGCUCCCAAUAAUACUGAUUACAAAACCUCUUAUUGUACUACAUCUAUGACCGCAGGUUUAGAGUAAACAAGCACAAUAACUAUAUCUAUGACCGCAGGUUUAGAAUUAACAAGCCCAAUAAAACUACAUCUAUGACCGCAGGUUUAGAACAAACAAACCCAAUAACUACAUCUAUGACCGCAGGUUUAGAAUAAACAAACCCAAUAACUACAUCUAUGACCACAGGU
Messenger RNA from Salvelinus sp. IW2-2015, 1431 nucleotides. Its product is annotated as zinc finger protein 384-like. Gene Ontology annotation, molecular function: DNA-binding transcription factor activity, RNA polymerase II-specific. Gene Ontology annotation, biological process: regulation of transcription by RNA polymerase II. Lineage: Eukaryota; Metazoa; Chordata; Actinopteri; Salmoniformes; Salmonidae. The record is from RefSeq and is a predicted model, not a curated record. Gene Ontology annotation, cellular component: nucleus.